This is a messenger RNA of Lepidothrix coronata (blue-crowned manakin), 2142 nucleotides long. RefSeq names its product CDC like kinase 2 (gene CLK2). The record is from RefSeq and is a predicted model, not a curated record. The transcript has 13 exons. Gene Ontology annotation, cellular component: nucleus. Gene Ontology annotation, biological process: regulation of RNA splicing; protein phosphorylation. Lineage: Eukaryota; Metazoa; Chordata; Aves; Passeriformes; Pipridae. Gene Ontology annotation, molecular function: ATP binding; protein tyrosine kinase activity. The coding region runs from base 163 to 1677 and encodes 504 amino acids.
UUGCGUUGCGUUGCGUGCGCGGCCCCGCGGGCGGCAGGACCCGGAUCGGCGGCGGCGGCGGCGGGAGGAGGAGGAGGAGGAGCUGGAGCGGGGCCCGCGGGGCCCUCGGCCGCCAUCACGGAUUUCCUGUGGGACAAGCGCACCGGGCUGGCUGCGAGGACGAUGCCUCACUCCCGAAGGUACCGCUCGUCAGAGCGCAGCAGCCGCGGGAGUUACCACGAGCGCUACCGGAGCCGCAAGCACAAGCGGCGGCGGACGCGGUCGCGGUCGAGCAGCAGUGAGCGGGACCGGCGGCACCGGAGGGAGGACAGCUACCACGUCCGAUCCCGGAGCUACGACGACCACUCGGCAGACCGGCGGGCCUACGACCGGCGUUACUGUGACAGCUACCGGCGCAACGACUACAGCCGCGAGCGGGGCGGGGACGGCUACUACGAGCCCGAGUACCGCCACUCCUACGAGUACCGGCGCUCCCGGGACCGCGAGGGCAGCUACCGCAGCUGCAAAAGCAGCCGGCGUAAGCACAGGCGGAGGCGGCGCCGCAGCCGGUCCUUUAGCCGCUCCUCAUCGCGGAGUCGACAGAGCAGCAGAAGGGCCAAGAGUGUGGAGGACGACGACGAGGGGCAUCUGAUCUAUCGCGUCGGCGACUGGCUACAAGAAAGAUAUGAGAUUAUCAGCACGCUGGGGGAAGGCACGUUCGGCAGGGUGGUGCAGUGCAUGGAUCACCGGAGGGGUGGUGCACGUGUUGCUCUCAAAAUCAUUAAAAACGUAGAGAAAUACAAAGAGGCUGCUCGGCUGGAAAUCAACGUGCUGGAGAAAAUCAACGAGAAGGAUCCCGAGAACACAAAUCUCUGUGUCAGGAUGUUUGACUGGUUUGACUACCAUGGCCACAUGUGCAUCUCCUUUGAGCUGCUGGGGCUCAGCACCUUUGACUUCCUGAAGGACAACAACUACCUGCCUUACCCCAUCCACCAAGUACGGCACAUGGCCUUCCAGGUGUGCCAGGCUGUGAAGUUUCUGCACGACAAUAAACUCACCCACACCGACCUCAAGCCGGAGAACAUCCUCUUUGUGAACUCGGACUAUGAGCUCUCCUACAACCUGGAAAAGAAGCGGGACGAGCGGAGCGUGAAGAGCACGGCCAUCAGGGUGGUGGACUUUGGCAGCGCCACCUUUGACCACGAGCACCACAGCACCAUUGUCUCCACCAGGCACUACCGGGCCCCUGAAGUCAUCCUGGAGCUUGGCUGGAGCCAGCCCUGUGAUGUGUGGAGCAUUGGCUGCAUCAUCUUUGAGUAUUAUGUGGGUUUCACCCUGUUCCAGACACACGACAACCGGGAGCACCUGGCCAUGAUGGAGAGGAUCCUGGGGCCAAUUCCUUCUCGGAUGGUCAGGAAGACGAGGAAACAGAAGUAUUUCUACCACGGGCGCCUGGACUGGGACGAGAACACCUCGGCCGGACGCUACGUCCGGGAGAACUGCAAACCCCUGCGGCGCUACCUGACGUCGGAGGCCGAGGACCACCACCGCCUGUUCGACCUCAUCGAGAGCAUGCUGGAGUACGAGCCGUCCAAGCGGGUCACCCUGGCCGAGGCCCUCAAACACCCCUUCUUCGACCUGCUGGGCAUGGAGCCCAGCACAAAACUGUGGGACUCGAGCCGGGACAUCAGCCGGUGACGCCGCCGGCGCCAGCCAGCCUUUGCAUUCUAGCCCCCGUGGAGGCCCCCCGUGACUUCUUAUCCAGACACUUGGUGCUUUUUUUUUUUUCUUUUUUUUUAUAUAUAUACAUGAGAAGAACUCCCCUUUGUAAAGCUGUUAAUAUGUGAGAUACUGUAAAUAGCCCUGUCGGCCUCGGGGCAGCGCGGGCCCAACCUGCUGUUCCAUGAGGUGAGGGGGGGCCUGUGUGUCCAUGCUGUAAAUACCUCUCUCGUCAAAGUGUUGCUUUGUCUCCUGUUCCUGCCCUCCCUCGGUGUAAAUACUCCAGGAAUCGCAGCUCUCUGUAGCUUAUCUGUUCCCUUGUAAGUUAUGGAACUGGUGGGACUGCAUGGGAAUUAUUUUUUGGAUCAAUGUCAUAGCCCAUCCCCACACCAGAGUUUUAUAAGAAUUUUGUACAGUCUUUGUGACAAAUAAAUAUGAAGUGAA